AUGGCUGUCUACAAGCUCAAGGCUCUCGCCAGCAUUCUGGCCCUCUGCGCUACUCUCGCUACCGCCACCGGCACCCAGGGAGAGAGUGUCCCUUGCAUGUCCGCUCACACCGAGACCGAGACCCCCUACACUCACGAGUAUGGCGCCGGCAUUUCUGACGGCACUGUCAUUCACUCCAUGACCGUCUGCUCUGUCGUCCACGAGACCAAGUGCGUUGACACUACCUCCGCUGAGGGCGAGUCCAUGCAGCCUCCCCCUGCUGCUACCGAUGUUCCCUCCGGCCCCCCUGGAGAACAGCCCUCAGUUCCUGCUGGCGGCGAGCAGACCACCUACCACGGUCAGAGUGUCUCUUCUGGCACUGAGGAUGUUCCCACUUCCUCUGUCCCUAUCGCUUCGGUCACUGUCUCCUCCGUGGCCCCUGGCGCUUCCGAGACCAACUACGCUCCUCCCGCUGGUGUUUCUGACUCCGCCGCCUCGGCCGAGCAUGGCUCCGUCCCCGGUGCCAACCCUUCCGUUAUCAACCCUUCCGGUGUGAUCCCUUCCGAGGGUGGUGAGGUUGUGCCUGUGUCUUCUCUCAUCAGCACCACCGAUGUGUCUGGUAACCCAACCAUCCUCACCACUCUCUACAGCGAGCCCUCUGCCGCUGUCAGCGACACUGCCACUGCAACUGUCGUCACCGGCUCUGAGACUGUCUACGACACGGUCGUCUCUGGAACCGCCACCGGCACUGACGCCGAGGAGACCGAUGGUGUCACUCCUACUGGCACUCCCACCGUCACUGCCUCGGCAGCUGCCAAGCAACUCAUCCCCGGCGCUAUCCUUGGCCUCGUUGGCAUCGUUUUCGCCGCCAUCUUCUAA
This is a messenger RNA of Fusarium graminearum PH-1, 858 nucleotides long. RefSeq lists its product as uncharacterized. The coding region runs from base 1 to 858 and encodes 285 amino acids. The transcript has 3 exons. The record is from RefSeq and is a predicted model, not a curated record. NCBI's taxonomy places the organism in Eukaryota, Fungi, Ascomycota, Sordariomycetes, Hypocreales, Nectriaceae.